CAUGGGAUAAGAAUAAUCUGUAAAAUAUUUAGUAAUAAUAUUAGAAUUUGCCCUCGAAUAACUUGGUUGUUUAAUUACAUAUGCAGAAUUAUGAAAAAUUGACAAAAUUGAUAGAAUAGAAAUUAUCUGAUUAAACAUUUACAAUUGAUAAAAGAAUAAAUCAAGUAUGAAAUAAUGGAUCUUUUAAUUAGAUGGAUGAUACUCUUCUCCACUAUGCAGCUUUUAAAAGAGACAAAAAAUUAGUAUAAUAUUUACUAUCAAAAGGUGCUUCACCUAAUUGCAAAAAUUCGGUAAGUAGAUAUAUUUGAUUUAUAAGAGGAAUCUAACUCCUGGAGAUGUAACAGAUGAUCAAGAAAUAAAAUUAAUGCUAGAAAGUAAAUGAGAAUUUAAUGAAUCACACAAUAAUAAUAUAUAUAAUCAAUCAAAUUAUAAAAUAAUUAUUAAUAAUUAAUAUGAGCGCUAAAAAGAAUACAAAUCAAUUUGAGCAGGAUUCAGAAGAGGAAUAAAUUCAAAAGAAAAUUAAGAAAAAUGAAGAGUAGAAGAAAAGUGAUGAAUAAAAUGAUGAGGAAUUUGAAGUUGACUCAGAAUUACAAGAAGACGAAGAAAUUGAAGAUGAUGGUAAUUAAAACUAAAAUAUUAUAGGUAUCUAAACCUCUUCUCAUUCCAGUAUAGAUAUAUAGGCUUAUUUAUAACAAAGAGAUUAAAUUCCUGAUGAAGAUGAUGAUGAUGAUGAUAAUUAACAGAAACAAAAGAAAUAAACUUAACAAAAAUAAUAAUAACAAAAAGUGUCUAAGAAAUAGUAAGAUGAUGAUGAAAAUGAUGAUGAUGAAGAUGAUGAUGAUGAUAUUGAAGAUGAGGAUGAAGAUGAUUAAGAAUAAGUAGAUGAUGAUGAUGAAGAUGAUGAUGAAAAUGAUCAACCACCUUAAAAGAAAUAAAAAGUUUAACAAUAAUAAUAACCAUAAAAAAAAUAAAGAUGAU
Molecule: messenger RNA, 978 nt
Organism: Paramecium pentaurelia
Lineage: Eukaryota; Ciliophora; Oligohymenophorea; Peniculida; Parameciidae
Source: the annotation of a GenBank genome assembly